This is a messenger RNA of Paramuricea clavata, 318 nucleotides long. NCBI's taxonomy places the organism in Eukaryota, Metazoa, Cnidaria, Anthozoa, Malacalcyonacea, Plexauridae. The record is from the annotation of a GenBank genome assembly.
AUGGCUACAGUCCUUUGGAGGGACCAAAUCAUUUUACUGGGAGGGAAGAACAGAGUAGUGUCAGAUCGUCGGUGGGUUAAUGAAACCACAAAGAACGUUACCAGGUACGACACAAAAACAGGAGAGAAUGACAUGUUUCUUGCUAUGAAACAUGCGAGGAACGGCUGUUCAGCAGUCGUUACAGAUGAUGUCAUUGUCGUAAUGGGAGGACACUAUAACUCCGUGGAAUUUUACGAUUUUUGCACGAACAAUUGGCAAGCACUAAAAGCCAUGAAGAAGAUAAGAAUUGACGCAACCGCUGUUGUGUCUCCACUGUAA